Messenger RNA from Rhizopus microsporus ATCC 52813, 1017 nucleotides. RefSeq names its product glyceraldehyde-3-phosphate dehydrogenase 1. NCBI's taxonomy places the organism in Eukaryota, Fungi, Mucoromycota, Mucoromycetes, Mucorales, Rhizopodaceae. The transcript has 4 exons. Gene Ontology annotation, molecular function: oxidoreductase activity, acting on the aldehyde or oxo group of donors, NAD or NADP as acceptor; NADP binding; NAD binding. The record is from RefSeq and is a predicted model, not a curated record. Gene Ontology annotation, biological process: glucose metabolic process. The coding region runs from base 1 to 1017 and encodes 338 amino acids.
AUGCCUAUCAACGCUGGUAUUAACGGAUUUGGUCGUAUUGGCCGUAUUGUCUUACGUGCAUCUCUUGAUAACCCUAAUGUUAACGUGGUUGCCAUUAACGAUCCAUUCAUUGACCUCGAUUACAUGGUCUACAUGUUUAAGUACGACUCGACUCAUGGCCGAUUCAAAGGCACGGUCGAGAAAAAGGAUGGGAAACUGGUUGUGAAUGGACAAGCCAUCACUGUCCACACUGAACGCGAUCCCUCUCAGAUCCCUUGGGCACAAGACGGUGCUGAUUAUGUGAUUGAAUCCACGGGUGUUUUUACUACCAAGGAAGCUGCCUCGGCUCACCUCAAGGGUGGGGCGAAGAAAGUGAUCAUCUCUGCUCCUUCGGCGGAUGCGCCCAUGUUCGUAUGUGGUGUCAACCUGGACAAGUACUCGUCUGACAUGACUGUAAUUUCAAAUGCGUCUUGUACAACCAACUGUCUGGCUCCCUUGGCCAAGGUCAUUCAUGAUAACUAUGGUAUCAUUGAAGGCUUGAUGACGACGGUUCACGCAACAACUGCUACUCAAAAGACAGUCGAUGGCCCUUCCAACAAGGAUUGGAGAGGUGGGCGUGGCGCAGGUGCAAAUAUCAUUCCAUCUUCCACUGGUGCUGCCAAAGCGGUGGGUAAGGUCAUUCCCGAGUUAAACGGUAAAUUGACUGGUAUGGCGUUCAGAGUGCCUACUCCGGAUGUCUCCGUAGUCGACUUAACUGUGCGACUUGAAAAGCCUGCCUCCUAUGAUGAAAUCAAGGCAGUCAUCAAGAAAGCGUCUGAAGAAGGGCCUCUCAAGGGCAUUCUUGGCUAUACUGAAGAUCAAGUGGUCAGUACAGAUUUCUUAAGUGACACUCAUUCUUCUGUUUUCGACGCUAAAGCCGGUAUUCAAUUAUCACCAACAUUCGUGAAACUCAUCUCGUGGUAUGAUAAUGAAUAUGGUUACAGUACGAGAGUGGUGGAUCUGAUAGCUCAUAUUGCAAAAGUAGAUGGCGCGCUAUAA